Messenger RNA from Scleropages formosus (Asian bonytongue), 1410 nucleotides. RefSeq names its product diamine acetyltransferase 1-like. NCBI's taxonomy places the organism in Eukaryota, Metazoa, Chordata, Actinopteri, Osteoglossiformes, Osteoglossidae. The record is from RefSeq and is a predicted model, not a curated record. The coding region runs from base 447 to 962 and encodes 171 amino acids. Gene Ontology annotation, molecular function: spermidine binding; diamine N-acetyltransferase activity. The transcript is spliced from 6 exons.
AACAUAUAUAGCCCCUCCCCCUUGCGGAAAUCGAAUUUACGAGAACGUAGCAGGUUAUUUUGUUCUGACAAAAACCUUACCGAAUUCCUAUAAAUCUAUCCUCUUCCUUCGUUCUGACUGGAUAGGGGAUUCUUUGCAACUCACAACGCAUGUGUUCUCGUUCGAAAACGGCGAAGAAGCUCACAGCACUCACGACAACAUCCACCUUCUUCAUUUUGAUUGGACAAGAGUCUCAGCGAAAGCCACGCCCCCCCAGAACGGCCACUAAAGGAGACGCACAGUGAGCUGCUUGAAUUGUGCGCCUGGAUGCGAGGAGUUGACUGAGGGUGAAAAACCCAGAGCGCCUGUGAGGGUCGAACCCCUGGGAAGCGAAUGAAGAAACAGGUCCUGCUUCUCUUCACAUACCGAGGACUCGUACGGAAGGGUAAAAAGAGUAAGAGAAGAAAAUGGCCAAGUUUAUAUUGCGGAAUGCCGAGCCUAGCGACGUGCCCGACAUCCUGCGGCUCAUCAAGGAACUUGCAAAAUACGAACAGAUGGAGGAUCAAGUAAUACUGACCGAGAAAGAGCUCCUUGAGGAUGGGUUCGGGGACCACCCGUUCUACCACUGCAUUGUGGCCGAGGUGCCGGAACACAAGCAGAGCGCUGAGGGUCACAAGGUGGUUGGCUUUGCCAUGUACUACUUCACCUACGACCCCUGGAUCGGUAAGCUUCUCUACCUGGAGGACUUCUACGUCAUGGGGGAGUACAGAGGUUUCGGAAUCGGGUCGGAGAUCCUGAAGUCCCUCAGCCACACGGCCGUGAAGACGCGCUGCAGCAGCAUGCACUUCAUCGUAGCGGAGUCCAAUAAGCCGUCCAUUGAGUUCUACAAGCGGCGGGGGGCCUUGGAUCUCUCGCUCGAGGAGGGCUGGCGGUUGUUCAAAAUCGACAAGGAGUGUCUGCUCAAGAUGUCGAAUGAAGAGUGACCGUAUGCCUGCAAAGCGGCGUUUCAGAUGAGGCUAGUAACCAAUGUUAAAGCAGAAAAUUAAACUCAUCAAUUUUUAACUUCCUCAUUUAAAUCAAUUUGCUUUUUAAAGUCUAAAAUACUAAGGCAUUCAAUUGUGUCAUGCAAAAUAUGCUCACUUAACAUGUUGCAAUUUAAGUAAAAAAAAUUUUUGCAUCAACUUUUUUUAUUCCGUGGUGUCUUUUUACUAUGACAUCUGUGGAGUGACCUCUGACCCUUUGAGGGGGGUGUUUCAGAAUGGGCUGAACUGAAUACGCCAAGCACCACCGUGGAGGGGCUGAGGGCGCUCGGGGCCCCGUGGCCCACUUUUCUUUCACUGCACAUGAAGACGUUGCAGAGGGAUGAUGUAAUCGGUGCUAAAAAUAGUUUUUCUUUUUCUGCUUUGUGCGCGUAGAGCGACUCUGCCGCUC